Messenger RNA from Phialemonium atrogriseum, 640 nucleotides. Its product is annotated as putative mitochondrial import inner membrane translocase. NCBI's taxonomy places the organism in Eukaryota, Fungi, Ascomycota, Sordariomycetes, Cephalothecales, Cephalothecaceae. The record is from RefSeq and is a predicted model, not a curated record. The transcript is spliced from 2 exons. The coding region runs from base 234 to 494 and encodes 86 amino acids.
UCCCUGCGUAUGUGGAGGAGGCUUGGGAAGGUACGUACCUUUUAUGGAGCUGUCGGGUGCCUCCAUCCAGAUUGCCAUCAUUGGUCAAGCCUCACUCCACAUGAAGCUAUCUCGUCCUUAGCAGCCAGCCUGGUUACCAAAAUUUCAAGAAACUCCAUCCCAUACGCCGUAUAUCAACCAUAGCCACAGGACAUCACAAACCCAAUUCGCCCCCUACCAAAACCCUCGCAACAAUGGAUUCGGAUUCGGUAAAGACGGCUAUAGUCAAGCAGGUUCUGGUCGAGUCCAACACGGCCAAUGCAAGGCAGCUCAUCGAGAAAAUCAACGAGAACUGCUUUACAAAGUGUGUACCGAAGCCUGGCUCCUCCAUCUCAAGCAGCGAGAGCUCUUGUGUUACCCAGUGCAUGGAGAAAUACAUGGCAGCAUGGAACCAAGUCAACUCGGCCUAUUUGCGGAGGAUACAACAGGAGGUUGGCAACAACUCCUUCACAUAAACCCCGGCAGGCUUUCCACAAGCACCCCGACUCCUCUGUAUUACCAUACCAAUCACCAGGCGGCUUGAGGCAUUCGACAAUGACGGCAGCGGGAACAGGAUAGACGAUCUGAUAUUGAGGGAACAUUCUGUACUUCUGUAGAUUAG